This is a messenger RNA of Phyllopteryx taeniolatus (common seadragon), 3521 nucleotides long. It is a transcript of the gene cog5, whose product is annotated as component of oligomeric golgi complex 5. The record is from RefSeq and is a predicted model, not a curated record. Gene Ontology annotation, biological process: intra-Golgi vesicle-mediated transport. The coding region runs from base 477 to 2918 and encodes 813 amino acids. The transcript is spliced from 24 exons. Gene Ontology annotation, cellular component: COG complex. NCBI's taxonomy places the organism in Eukaryota, Metazoa, Chordata, Actinopteri, Syngnathiformes, Syngnathidae.
AUGUUGCUUUGUCAUGGCAACUUGACAGGAUUUUCCUCUGAAUUGACCUUUUCUAGGCUUGAUAGCAGUUGGGAUCCCCGAUAAGGCUGACGCUGUUAGUUGUACACAGGUUUGGUGAUGUGUGCCACAGGAGUAUUUAUUGGACUCGCUGAGCCAUAACCUGGAAGCAUAUUAAGUGGGGAAUUGCUUGGAAACAACAGGGCACAUAACCACUGUCCAUUUAUAUAGCACCUAUACCAAAACAUGUUCACGCGUGGACAAAAUUGUUGGUACUCUUCCAUUAAAGAGAGAAAAUCACAAAGUACACAGAAAUACAGCAGAUUUGCCACAUCCAAUAUGGCAGACGCUCCGAUGUAUCGCAGCAACGGGCCAACCUGUUCUAUUAUUUUGUGGGUCUAUGGCUGCCACGAAGAAGAAAAAUAACCCGUAGAAGAAGAAUUCUGACCCUGCAUUUUUGGUCGUUUGCGGAAGUCAACAUGGACAACUUGUUUAAUGGCAGAGACGCAUCCAUAAAUUCAUCAUUAAAAGACGAGUUCUAUGCAGAUUUCCUGGCGGGGGACUUCGAUGUUAAGCUAUAUACUGCUCAAGCUAUCCAUCAUGCUGUCAUUGCUGAACAGUUAGCCAAGCUAGCGCAAGGAAUCAGUCAACUUGAUAAAGAGCUGCACAGCCAGGUGGUAGCCAGACACGAGGACUUAUUGGCUCAGGCAACUGGAAUCGAGUCUCUUGAAGGGGUCCUCCAGAUGAUGCAGACAAGGAUCAGUGCUCUACAGGCAGCUGUUGACAGGAUAAGAACCAAAAUAGUUGACCCAUACAACAAGAUUGUGGCCAGGAUUACUCAGCUCGGCAGAUUACAGGUGGCCUGCGACCUUCUGAGGAGAAUUAUUCGGAUCUUGCACCUAAGUAAGAGGCUUCAGGUUCAGCUUCAGGGUGGCAGUCGGGAGAUAACGAAGGCUGCUCACAGUCUCAACGAACUAGAUUAUCUGUCACAAGGAGUCGAUUUGAGCGGCAUUGAGGUGAUUGAGAAUGAUCUGGUGCUGAUCAGUAGAGCAAGGCUGGAGGUGGAGAACCAGGCCAAGCGAUUGUUGGAGCAGGGCACAGAGAUUCAGAAUCCAACGCAAGUUGGCACAGCCUUGCAGGUGUUCUACAACCUUGGUAGUCUGAGGGAGACGGUCAGCUCUGUUGUGGGCGCUUACCAGACUAGCAUACAAGACAGCAUCAAAAGUGCUCUGGACAUUAAGGGCCUGACACAGCCAGCCAACCCUAGAGGUGCCCCUGGGAGAGCAGUACUCCCAACUCCAGGCAGCACAGCAGCUUUCCGUGCUGCUCUCUGGACAAACCUGGAGAAACUAAUGGACCAGAUAUUCGCCGCAUGCAAACAGGUGCAACAUCUUCAGACGGUCCUGAUGAAGAAGAGAGACCCUGUCACUCAUAGGUGUUUCAUCGAUGAGAUUAUUAAGGAUGGUGAGCCUGAUAUACUUUACACCUUUUGGACUGACGUAACUAAAACAUUAAGAGAAGAGUUUCACAAAGCAACUCAAGCCUCAUCUUACCUGAAGCAAGCGUUUGAAGGAGAAUAUCCCAAAUUGUUGCGGCUGUACAAUGAGCUAUGGCGCCGCCUCGAGCAGUAUAGUGCCAGCCUGCACAGCUCACUCAUAAACAGUGGCGGUAUGGAUGGCACCUUUGAGCCAGAAACAGACAGCCUUGACCUAUUCUCUCAAAGCAAUCAAGACUACAACGCCAAGAGGGCUCUCAAGGAUUCUCUUCACCCGUACGAAGCAGCUUACCUCUCCAAGUCUCUCUCUCGCCUGUUUGAUCCGAUAAACCUCGUGUUUCCAAUGGGUGGGCGCAACCCCCCCUCCAAUGAGGAGUUGGACAGCAUCAUCAAGACUAUCAGCAGCGAGCUGAAUGUAGCAUCUAUGGAUUCCGACCUCUCUCUCGCUGUUGCCAAGAAUGCUGCCAAGACUGUUCAACUCUUCUGUGUCAAGUCUGAGCAGCUGUUGUGUACUCAGAGUGAUGCCAGUCAGGUGAUUGGUCCGUUAUCGGAGGGGCAGAGGAGGAACACUGCAGUGGUCAACUCACUCCACCGUCUGCAGCAGGCUGUUACCAAGAUCAUUUCUGGUUUGGGGUCAAGUCUGACAGCUCCCGCAGAGGCCCUUUCUUCUUCUUUGGAGGAAGUGCACGCCCUGAUGAGCAGUGCGGUGCAGCCUCUCUUGCAGUCCGUAAAUGAUUCUAUAGAGGCCAUCAUCAUCACGCUACACCAGGAGGACUUCGCAGGCAAGCUGCCCAAUCCUGCUAAGCCUGAUGUUCUCUGCUCACUCUACAUGAAGGAGUUGCAGGGCUUUAUCUCCAGAGUAAUGACUGACUACUUCCGACACUUCGAGUGUACGGACUUCAUCUACGAAAGCACCGAGUCCAUUGCUCAGAGAGCCAUCGAGCUGUUCGUACGGCACGCCAGCUUGUUGCGCCCACUGGGCGAAGGCGGAAAGAUGCGUUUGGCCGCUGACUUCGCACAAAUGGAGCUGGCUGUGGCUCCACUAUGCAGAAGAGUGUCUGAUUUGGGGAAACCUUACAGAGUGCUUCGAUCCUUUCGGCCACUGCUGUUUCAGACAAGCAAUCUGGUAGUCAAGAGCCCAGCUGUGGGUGACUUGAUUCCUCACAGCACUGUGCUUCACUUCCUCUUCACCAGGGCUCCGUCUGAGCUCAAGUCACCUUACCAGAGAGCAGAGUGGUCCAUCGCUCGUUACUCCCAGUGGCUGGAUGACCAUCCCUCAGAGAGAGACCGUCUCACGCUCAUCAGGGGCACUUUGGAGGCGUACGUCCAGUCUGUCAGGGCUCGGCAGGGGAAGGAGUUUGCACCAGUCUAUCCCAUAAUGCUCCAGCUAUUGCAGAGAGCCACUGCAUCGGAAGUGAAAGGAUGACGACAACCGAAUGCUUAAAAUGGAGUCCAGCCAUGGCAUCACACAGGACGGGGUCAGCGAUUUCCGGCGACUGGUUAUGACGUCAAGAGAAGUGAGCGACGUGCUUCCGGCGGCCACCUUGAUGGGGGCAACGGUGCCGAGGCAAUGCACAAACAUUGAAAGUUAUCGCUUGCGCGUUUCUCAAUCGAGUUUCAUAAGGUUUACCUUUUUCAAGGUCAAAAUGAGCUGUUAAUCCAGAACAGUUGAUUUAAAUGAAAAAAUAAAGCCAAAAAAGGUUUCAUGUCACUUAAAACUAUCCUACCUGAAACAUGCAGACCCUCAAUUUUUUUUUUUGGUUGUCCUCCAUUGACAUCUUGUGGUCAAGCAAUAUUACUACACAACUUCAAAAUCUAGUUUUCAUUUUGAAUUUUGGUUUAUUUGUGUCAUAGUCUGAUCUCAUUUUUGGUCAAAUUGUAAACGUUUUGUCGUCUUACCUUUGCUGUACUUGUGGAUGAAGUCUCCCUCGUAACAAAAAUCCCUGUUACUUUCUUGUAAAAGUCCUAAUUAUCUCCUUGGAACUUCAAAAGUGAAAAGAUCAUUGCCAGUAAAGAAAGUCUUCCUCGA